AUGAGAUUUUUCUCCGAUUUGAGAGUCUAAAACAGCACUGAGCUGAGUUAAACUAAGUUUGCUAAGUUAGCAUGGAGUUAGAUAGAGUGAAAUUAUCACAAGACAGCGGUGUGAGCUCUGUUGAAAGUGAAUCUGACACUAGUCCAGCUGACAUGGCAGAAAAGUCAACUGAGUCCGAAGAAUCUAAAACUGAGUCUGAGCUUCAGCUUACCAGUGUUGACUCCACAAUCACAAUGACAGCUAAACUGGGAGAUAACGUUGAAGAAGCCGAGCCUCCUUCUGUGCAAAACUGUCGCAAAUUUGAAGUAAAUUAUCUUGGAAGUCUCAUCCUUGAUCGCCGUUACACACACCCAAUGUUGCCGUGGGUCAUGGCGGAGGUGAAACAUCGAAACGACUGCCAGCCUAUCAAACUGGAAGUUUUAACGUUCACGUUGAAAGGCUUUCGAAUGGAUGGCAAUAACGUUUUGUUCGAGCAUAAACUUCAGAGCCUGUCACGAUUUGCACGGACGCAAGCAGAUCCGACAUGUUUUGCCUAUUCGACGAAAACAAGUGCUGCGGCCAACCAUUCUGUGUGUCACGUUUUUCAGGCUGUUGAAGAAGCUCAGGUGCCUGAGCUAUUCAAGGCCAUCAGGGAAGCCACUAAGGAGGCCGGCAAGGAGCAAUGCCCUUCCAACCUAAAAGAGGGCAAGGUCGUCGAAAACAUGGGCGACUUGAUGAAAGCCGGUCACAGUUUCUUUGAGGUUCUUUACACAGGGAAGGUCGCCGUAUCUCAGAAGAAAGCACCAUCAACAUUCAUUGAUGAGUCAGUGGAUAAAUUUCUCAACACGAUUGCAGAGAGCGAUGGGGUUAGCGAGCGAACGCGUCAUAGCAGUGGGACAAGUGUCCGUAGUCUUCCAAUGACCUUAGAGGGAAAUGUCUCUAUCAUGGAGAACGAACUCAAAAAGUGCAACGGUGAUUCUGACAAAUCUGUGAAUUCGAAUAAGAGUUCCGACACGCUAUCUAGCCACAGUGGUGAUAAUAUAGACAGCGCAAACUCAACAGAUAAGGAAAGCAGUACGGAACAGUUAGAACCAAUUCGGCGAAAAUUAUCGGACGAUUUGAAAAUCUCAAAGUUGCGGAUUAACACUACGAAUAAAGAUAAGGAUAGUAAUGAUAAUACGAAAAAUCCUGGAUCUCUUGACGGAGGGCGGUUGCCCGUUCAGAAGGAUAGUGAGAACUUAAUGAAGGAUACAUUGAAUAAAUGUCUGCUGCCGUCGAAUUUGAGCGAUAAUCGUGUGAUGUUGUUACAGAUCGGGAACGAUGAGGUGUGCCUGAUAAGCACCGAUCAGAAAACUGUGAUGUUGAACCGAGGAUUCAAGGAUAUUUCAUUCUGCUCUCAGGGUACUCGUCAUCCGGAGCAUUUUGGUUUCAUAUCUCGUGAACCUGGACCGGCUGCCAAUAGCUUUAACUGUUAUGUGUUCCAAUGUGCCACAGAAGGUGUUGUUGAGGAAAUUAUGCAAGCGCUGAAACAGGCUUUCAAUGCUGCAUUUAAUAAAUGUGCCAAGAACCAUGUUGUGUGUGUACUAUGUCCAAUGCACCAACUCAAUAAACUGUGCCAAGAAAUUGAAGGUGUUCCUGCCAUAAAAGCCACCGAAGUAAUCCAGAAGAGAGUCGAUGCUUUAAGUGAGCAAGAUCAAAGUAUCAUCAAUGCGAUGGUGAAGUCGGAGAAUCCCAUGACCGCACAAGACAUGAACGAGGUACUCAUGAAAGGUUUGAGGAUAGCCUGCGAGAAUCAACAGAGUGAGCACGUCCAUCUCAGCGAUUCAAAACGACUGCAGAAGAAUGAGUUUAAUUUAAAUGAAGCCACCAGAAAAGUAUCCGCGUCAUCCCGCCUGGACAAGGUCAAGCGAUCGCUGACUAAUUCGUUUGAAAACUUGAUAAAGCGUAAAAGUAGUAGGGAGGAGAUGGACACACAGGAGGUUCGUGAACGGUCAAAUAGCGCGGCUGAUGUACUCACUUACCUAACCGAUUCCUCGGCAUCCAACACGCCAGAGCAGUCGCCAUGCCCGUCACCAAUCAAGAAGGAGUUCAGCGACCGUCUGCCAUGGUUAUCGCGGCGAGAAGAACAGCCUCCGCUGAGACGGGCACGGAGUUCUACAGUGGAUAGUACAGGGGAUAGCAACCGUCAUCGGAAGGUGUCCCUCCCACCCAGGGUGGCUGAUCUAAGAAAUCAUAAUACUGAGCAGAGGGUGCCAUCAAAGGGGAUGCCUAAGCUAUCCCCUCGGCAGAGUGCAUUGGAGGGUGCGAGUAUUACUCUGCAGACAUCACCCAGGCACCAGCAGUUGGAAAAGUCUCCCUCCGAUGGCUACGCAACAUCACCGAAAACCCCCCUGAAAAGACGAGGGUCUUGGCGCCAGGCUAUUUUCAUCAGUGUGGUCACGCCAGCUCACACGCCAAAGAAUGCUCCUAUUGAAGAAUCCCCAGAAACUAUUCCAGAGAAUUAUGAAUAUGACAGUUCAACAUCAUCGUCGAGCUUCAAGGAAAGCCCCCGGUCACAUUUCAAGUUUGUGAAGCGCGAUUAUAAAGAAAUGUGGAAGAAGGCCAUCCUUGAGACGCUACUCUUGAUCAGAAUGGAGAAGGAGAACAAGCAUUUACAAGGAUAUUUUGUGAUCUAUGGGUCACGUUCUAUUGUCUUAUUCAAAGCUCGUCAAGAUGAGAUGGAGACGAAACGCAUGAAGCUAGAUUACGAGGAGAUCACACCGUGUCUUAAAGAUGUGACUACAGUCUGGGACGGGAUGAUUCACACCCCGAAUAGAAUCAAUAUUAAGUUCGAUUCAAAUAAACUUCUGGAUGCUGUAAAGCAUGGUGUCCCUCGUUCCCGCCGAGGUGAUGUCUGGAUUCUACUGGUGGAGCAACAUUGCCAUAACUACCCAGGGUUAGGCGACCCAAACUUGGACAGUAACGUUCCCUAUGAGCGCUUGUUGAAGCAGCUCACAACACAUCAACAUGCAAUACUCAUUGAUUUAGGUCGAACAUUUCCCACCCACCCAUAUUUCAACACGCAGCUCGGGGCUGGUCAGCUGGCCCUCUUCAAUCUUCUCAAAGCCUACUCAUUACUAGACAAAGAAGUUGGAUACUGCCAAGGACUCAGUUUUGUCGCUGGAGUUCUCCUCAUGCAUAUGCAAGAGGACAAUGCAUUUGUCGUCCUGAAGUACCUCAUGUUCAAGAUGGGGCUGCGCAGACAGUAUCGACCAGACAUGGUCGCCCUCCAGAUCCAGAUGUACCAGCUGUCCCGCCUCCUCCACGACAACUAUCGGGAUUUGUACGAGCAUUUUGAGGCCAAUGAGAUCGCCCCAACACUCUACGCUGCGCCAUGGUUUCUUACGCUGUUUGCAUCCCAGUAUCCUCUUGGAUUUGUGGCUAGAGUGUUUGAUCUCCUCUUCCUCCAAGGUAUGGAGGUCAUCUUCAAGGUUGCAUUAGUGUUGCUAGGCAACCACAAGGAACUCCUCAUGCAAUGUGACAGCUUUGAAACGAUCGUAGAAUUCUUAAAAACGACGCUGCCAUCGCUUGGUAUCAUUCAAAUGGAACGAGUCAUUAAUCAGGUUUUCCAGUUGGAUAUCUCGAAACAGCUGCAGGCCUACGAGGUUGAGUAUCACGUCCUGCAGGAGGAGAUGAUCACAUCACCGCAGCGAGGCGAAAACGACCAGAUCCAGAAACUAGAAGGGGCAAACCGGAAUCUUAAGCGGCAAAAUAUGGAAUUAUUGGAACAGCUCCAAGCGGCACACGGCACGCAGCAUAGUUUACAAUUAAACACAAAUAACAUGCAGGCAAAUGUAAAUAAGCUAAAAUCGCAUAUUCGAACUUUGGAGAUAGAGCGUGCUGCCCUCCUACAGACUGUGUCUAAACUACGUGAACUCGUCCCUGAAGAGAAAAUUGAGGAUGCAGACAUCGACAUUCCAAAGGUGGCGCCAGCUGUCACGUUUACAGGGUCGCCGAUUCAUAAUCCGCUAGUUUCACGUGUUUCGUCAGACGAAUCCGGAUUGGAGCCGGUAUCCACGAGACGGAGGAAGGGGGUUGGCAAUAGUCCCGAUCGAGAGGUAGCCCACCAUAAUAAACCUGGGCCGAGGUUUAAUAUUGACAAUCAACCGCCGAGGCCUAUGUCGAAUUAGGUCAGAUGGUUCAGUUUGUUUUGAUGAAGGGUACCAACACACUCUCCAAUAACAUGUAGCAUGUAUUAUACACCAUGUACACAGAGACUCAUUUUGGCGGAUUGGUUUUGAUAUUAUGAUUGAAAUAUGGGCGGGGUGAUCGAGUUGCAUGUGCCGUGUUGGAUUCGACAGGAUUUGUCAAUACCUUGAAUAAUGAAUGCGACUAUGUUGUGCAGAUAAGUCUAAAUCAUGUAAACCAGAGAAAUGUUAAAACGGCCAUUUGGUCUUGACAGUUAGCACUGUCUAUGUUUUUGUUUGUUAAUAACAAUCAUGAAUAGAUGAAUGGACUGCGGGUAAAUUGAAGUUACGUGUUUAAAGAAGUUGUUGUAGGCCUAGGGAAAUAUGUGUCGGUUACAGUUUCAUCAGAGACGUUGUCUUUCCAGGUCUGUUGUAUGGUAAUUGUUGUUCAAUCCUGUCAUGAUGGUGUUGAUUGGCGGAGAGAGUCAAUUUUAUGAUUUGUGAGUAAGAUAUGUUUAACAGUAGUGUAUGUAAGAGCCAUAUUGUGACAACUUUUAAAGAUUAUUAUGUUUUCAAAUACCAAAUCCAAAAGGUAGCAUAAAAAAAGGAAGAACUGUUAGAAUUGGUGUUUGUAGUGAUUUCUUCUACCUAAAGUAGUACAGACUGUACUGUUUUGUGAUAACUAAUAUUGGUGCAGACCUUAGACAUAGAUUUUGAUACUUCAUGUCUCCGUGUAUUGCUGUGAUGUAAAAGGUGUGUAAAAGGUCAUGCAGAGGUCACAGAAUGUAAAUAUGUAAAUAUUAUCCAUAUGUGUUAAGUGCUGUGCAAACCAGUGAUUUAGAUCGCUAAAACAUGUAAUUAUAAUCGCUGCUGUGUGCGACCAAAAAAAUCUCUCAGCCGAGGGUAGAACCGGUCACCAAUUCUUGUUGCAGACACCUGCGAUGACCACCGCAAAAGAACGAUUUUUGUUGCAUGCGAUCAUGAGAGCAGAUUGGUAUGUGGGAUGUGGUAUAGUUCAUAUACAUGUUGAGAUCGGGAAUAUGUUAUAUACCUCUCUGUGUAUGCAAUUGCAAAUAAGAUGGCAAUACAUGUAUGUAAAAUGUAUAAAGUUCAGAUGGAAAAGUUAAGUUUAGAUUUUUGUAGUAAACUCCAUAUAGUCUGGCAGUGGAAAAUGAGAAUAUUUGCCAACUUUUAGCAUCUUGAAAAUUUCAUAAUUUAAAAUAGUCUUAUCUGACCCAAAGCUAUUUUACACCUGAUUAAUCGGAAUGCAUUUAGGCAACUCAAUCAAAUUCUCAGAUAUGGAGGCAUUUUUUUCUGAUUAAUUGAAUAGUCAAGUAAUGGAGUUCAAUCUUUUAUGAGGUGUUGUCUUCCGCUUUGUACUGUGUGUUAAAUGAAAUAUUCUUGCUUUUGAUUCUCAAUAAUUUCUUCAGUUCAGUAUAAAAUUAUAACAAAAUGUUCAGAUCAUAUGAACACGAUGCAACAAUCUUUAUAUGUAGACUAAAAUUUGGUUAAUCUUAAACCUUAAGUAGGACAUGUUUUAUUUAACACCCAAUAUAUUUCGAUAGUUUACUGGUAGGUGUGGUAAAAUAUAUUGCAAUGUGUAAUUUAGAAGCAAAUAGGGUCAUUUUAGGCCACAGUAGUUUUAGACCCCUAUGCAUUGAUAUACGCCUUGUGUCCUGCUUUAGACAGCCCAUAAUAACCCUUCUUUUCUUCAUUUGAGGACUGAAUAUGAUGUCCGUGUCUUAAGAUUAAACUGGGCAGAAAGGUUUCAAUUUGGCAUUUUCCCCAAAAAUUUGGGGAUUAGAUGAUGUAAUAAUUUAUCUCAAGUAUGACUUGUUUAUCAAGUUUUCAUUAUGAAUACUUGGUUUAUUUAACUGGCCAGUUGGCGGUGAUUUUUUUGUUUAAACCGUUGAUUAGUGUGUAUAUCGUUAUAAGUAAUCGUUUUAUUGUGACGGUUGAUUAUGUCUAUUAUCACUAAAAACAAAGCUACCUGAAUAGGAAAACGAAAUAACCAAAGAUUUGUGACUGUGUCACCAUCAGUUGAAGGUAGUGGUUCAGUUCUACUGGUAUCUGGGUGAUAUCUGAAGAUUCGAUUCUAAGAACUAUAGUCUACCAAGCUAAAUUCUAGACCCUUGUCUCAUUGGGAGGGAGUCGAGAGUAUAUUGAAUAGAAAAUGCUCAAUAAGGAGUGCUAAACUUGAUUUGUCUGUAUAUUCUGUACAAUCAUGUUAGGUUUUUCUUUUACAAUGAUCACAGCCUGAAUUUAGUAUUAAUGAGGUUUACAGGUAAUCUUUGUUAGGUUUGUCAUGUUAUGACGAAUAUGCUACUAAAGUCAAUGAAGAAUAAACGAAAAUGUGAAAUAAUUUUCUUAAAA
This is a messenger RNA of Lineus longissimus, 6518 nucleotides long. Its product is annotated as TBC1 domain family member 1-like. The transcript is spliced from 17 exons. The record is from RefSeq and is a predicted model, not a curated record. Bases 72 to 4148 code for a protein of 1358 amino acids. Lineage: Eukaryota; Metazoa; Nemertea; Pilidiophora; Heteronemertea; Lineidae.